UCAUUAAAAGAAAAUCCUUCAAGAGAUCAAUAAAUAGAAGGCCAAAUUGUUUUCACAACCUAUAAACUUAGAACUCAGGUGUUCAUGACUCACUGCUAUAGGCCUAUUCAGUUGUCAAAUUUUUAUCCAAAUUAUUGUUAUGAUUGAUUUAGAGAUAAAAUUUUCUUAUUUUUCCUUUCAUCUUUCUUUUUUUGUGUAUAUUGUAAUAAUAUAAACUGAAAAAAUAAGGUAGUUUCUCUAAAAUCAACUAUUAAUUAAAAUCUUUCCAUAAAAGAAGGAUAAGGGAACAAACUUGUUUCAUUUAGAAAUUGCAUAGUUUUAAUCUGUGUGCGUGGAAGAAAUUUCAAAAACAAUGAAUAUAUUUUCUCCAAUUUACAAGGAACAUCACAAGUUUUAUAGAAGGUUGGAACUUAUCUAUUGUAAAAGUGAUGAGGAAAUGAAAAAAUUUUGGCAACCCACAUCUGUCAGUGAAGUAUCACUACCAUUUCAAAAGGUUAUUCGCUCUUCUCAAAGGGAUAGACAAUAUGGAAUAUAUUUCUUUGAUGAUGAAUCAAUUGUUAGAUAUAUCAUUGCUAUUAUCAAAAGAAUCUUGAAAUAUGAUAUUGAUGAUAUAUUGAAAGCGGCUUGUUCUUUUAUUGAUUUUUUACUUCUUAUCAGUGAAGGCAUAUAUCUACACAAUUCUUUUGCAAAGAUUUUAACAGAAACGAAUUUCUAUGAGUACAUUCAGACAACACUCGCGCAUCUACUAGAAUUAUUUGAGAACAAGUUUCAUUCACAAAGCUAUUUAUGCUUAGUGAUUGGCUUUGUAAAAUUUUAAUCUUCACAUAUAAUUCACCAAUUUUGUCAGAGUUGAAUCAAAAUGUAAAACUGAGGUGUAAAUUAUUUGAAGCUUUAGAAUAUUUGUCAAGAUGCUCUGCAAAGACUCUCAAUGGGUGGACCUUAGAAGCCAUGUUUUGUAUGCUACUCCAUUUAAUUUACCCACAGGGGUAUAGACUGCAAAAUCUUUCUCUCCUUGUUCAUUUUUUUAAUAAUCAAGAUGACCAACAUUUAAAAAACAUUGAUAAAGAUGAUUUCAUGUUUGCAGCUGAUUUUAAACCAAUGCAUGAAUGUCCAACUAGGUACAUUGAUCCUCAUUUGGUGAUAUAUUUUCUCUACAAAUAUGGAACCUAUUCGAUUUCGCAGUUGUCAAUAGAAUCUGCUCUAUUUGCCGUGUUAAAAAUACUUGAAAAUGGCAGACAUUUGAAGUAUCUUGAUGAAUUUAGCUACUGCUUUACUAAUUGUCUUGGUGAAAACAGACUUGAAGCUUUCAUAAAGUGUCAUUUUCCAUUAUUACGAAUUCUUCUAAAGCAGAGUGAAACUUGUACAUCAUCAAGAAAUCUGCACAAUUUAUUAUUCAUUCUUCAAGAUGAAAACUAUCCUAGAAAUAUCCAAGAAUAUUUUACAGAACCAGACUCUUUUAAAAGAAUCAGACAUCAGCAAUUGGAUACAGACUAUAAAGAUUAUAGUAUGUGUCUUUUAACUCCAAUCAUUUGUAAACCUGAAAGAUUGUUAAAUAGGAAAUCCAAUAGUGAUACUCUCGCAACUAUUACAAAAGUGGCUGGUGGUGUUGCUAAAGGACUGAAUACAGUAUGCGAAACAAUUGAAACUGUACAGAGCCUUGCUGAAGGGGUUAGUGAUGAUAGUGGAAUAGGAAAUGCUCUUGCAGAAUUAUUUGAUGCACUUGGUAGUAUUUAAACAACCAUAAAUGACUAUCUUAAAUGAGGAUAAAUGGCAAUAGUACAACAUUUUUGAUUUAAAAUAGCAAUAACUCAAGUAAAAUUUUGUUUACACAGAAAACAUCCACAUUUUGUUGUUGUUUUUAUAACAAUAUCUUUUCCACAUCUUUUAUUGACAUUUUCUUGAUAUUUUAAUUGUUUUUAUUAAUUAAACACAAAAAAAUUGCAAUAAUUUCAAUCUACUUGACAUUAACAAAAAAAAUGCUAAGAAAAUCAAGAUAUCCAUUUGAGUGGUUUAGAUUCAGGGUUAGGAUUAGGAUUGUUGGUUACCAUUUUAGUUAUUUAUCUAUUACAAUUUGGGUAAAUGAACCCUUUUAUUGCUGGAAAUGUCAUCAUUGCUGUUAUCUAUUUACAAUAUACAGGACAUGUUUAGAACAUAUUUUAAUUUAGCCACAAUUUCAAUGUACCAGAUGUACAUUUAGAAUUUAGGAUACAGUAAAGACUAUCAAUCAAAUAUGAAUAAGGCCUUUCCUUCCUUCUUCUACCAUAACAACAAUCUUCCAUUUAAUUGACAAUGAAAUGAAAACAAGAAAUAGAUAUUCUGAUUUGUUUGAUUAUGUCAGAUCUCAAUGGAUUGAAAAUUCAUUUUGGCAACAUCAACAAUGGUCUGUGUAUUACCCUCAGAAGUAACAACUAAGUUGAAGCUUGGCAUAAAAGGUAGAACAGUAAGGUCUUUGCUAAGGGCUCUUUUUACCAAUUAGUAGAUGAUUUAAAUAAGAACGCCUACCUUAUUGGUAUUUAAAAAACACUCUUAUCUGAAAAAAAGUUGAAAAAAACACCAAAAGAAAUUGCAGGUUCAGAUAUUCAAAUUGUGGGAUAAUUAUGAUUUGGGAUUAAUAUCAGCAAUGGAUCUAUUGGAGAAAUCAUCAAACAUAUGUGUAUCAUAACCUUACAUUUUACUCUCUUUAUUUAAACAAGUUUCAUUCUUAAUAUUUUCAAUA
Molecule: messenger RNA, 2716 nt
Organism: Dimorphilus gyrociliatus
Lineage: Eukaryota; Metazoa; Annelida; Polychaeta; Dinophilidae
Source: the annotation of a GenBank genome assembly